Molecule: messenger RNA, 2497 nt
Organism: Spea bombifrons (plains spadefoot toad)
Lineage: Eukaryota; Metazoa; Chordata; Amphibia; Anura; Pelobatidae
Gene: LINGO1
Product: leucine rich repeat and Ig domain containing 1
Exons: 2
Coding region: 184-2004 (606 amino acids)
Cellular component (GO): extracellular matrix
Molecular function (GO): protein binding
Source: RefSeq, a predicted model, not a curated record
UACGUGUGCCUGAUUUAGCAUUUUUCAGUGUGAACACAGGAGUGAUCGUGUCAUUGUUUCUUUGAUUGUUGUGUGGUGGUUCAAAGGCUGGUGUUUUGUAAUUGCUUUACUGGAUAUGGAAACACAAGAAACGAUCUUCCAGUUGAGGAAAAUGAAGGCCAGGUGAGGAGUCAAGCAUCCAGUAUGAUUCUCCCGCUGCCAUCUUGCCUGUGUCCCAUUCUCCUACUUAUAGUGGGCUCCAUCCUGUCCGGCUCUGCCUCAGGUUGUCCCCAACGCUGUGAUUGCUCCCCCCAGGACCGCUCUGUCUUGUGCCACCGCAAGCGCCACAUCUCUGUCCCUGAAGGUGUACCUACUGAUACACGACUCUUGGAUUUAAGCAAGAAUCGUAUUAAAACUAUCAAUCAGGAUGAAUUUUCCUCUUUUCCUUACUUAGAAGAAUUGGAACUAAAUGAAAACAUUGUGAGUGUCAUUGAGCCAGGAGCCUUUAGUGGGCUUUCCAACCUGCGUUCUUUGGGGUUGCGGAGUAACCGCCUCAAGCUCAUUCCUCUCGGUGUUUUCACAGGGCUAAGUAAUCUCACCCGGCUUGAUAUUAGUGAAAACAAAAUUGUCAUCCUUUUAGAUGAUAUGUUCCAAGACUUAUACAACCUGAAGUCCCUGGAAGUUGGCGAUAAUGAUUUGGUCUACAUCUCCCAUCGUGCCUUCCGUGGGCUUAACAGCCUGGAAGAGCUGACACUGGAGAAGUGCAACCUCACUACAGUGCCCACAGAAGCUCUGUCCCAUCUCCAUGGACUUAUAUCCCUGAGACUCCGGUACCUCAACAUCAAUGUUAUCCGAGACUACUCAUUUAAAAGGCUAGAUCGUCUCAAAGUUCUGGAGGUCGCACACUGGCCAUAUUUGGAUACUAUGACCUCAAAUAGCCUUCAUGGGCUCAACUUAACAUCUCUCUCUAUCACAUACAGCAAUCUGACUGCCAUACCCUAUGUAGCCAUUCGACAUCUUGUUUAUCUCCGCUUCCUCAAUCUUUCCUACAAUCCUAUCACUGCUGUGGAGGGCUCCAUGUUGCAUGAGUUGCUCAGACUUCAGGAGUUUCACCUAGUGGGUGGACAGCUGUCUGUGGUUGAACCCUAUGCAUUCCGAGGUCUUAACCAUUUGCGAAUACUUAACGUCUCUUCCAACUUACUUAGCACACUAGAGGAAUCCUCCUUCCAUUCUGUGGGUAACCUGGAGACUCUUAUAUUAGACCGCAAUCCAUUGGCUUGUGACUGCCGCCUUCUGUGGAUCUUCCGUCGACGCUGGCGACUGAACUUCAACAAACAACAACCUUCCUGUGCUAGCCCAGAAUAUGUGCAAGGAAAGGAGUUUAAAGACUUCCCUGAUGUGUUACAGCCAAAUUACUUCACAUGUAGACGUGCUCGCAUACAGGACCGUAGUGCACAGGUGAUACAUGUCGAUGAAGGACUCACAGUACAUUUCUACUGUAGGGCUGAUGGGGACCCACCUCCUGCUAUCCUUUGGCAGUCUCCUCGCAAGACUUUCAUCACCAGCAAAAGCAACGGGCGGCUCACUGUAUUUCCAGAUGGAACUCUAGAGGUGCGAUAUGCCCAAAUACAAGACAAUGGGACGUAUCAUUGUGUAGCAAGCAAUGCAGGCGGCAAUGAUACCUCUGUGGCACAUCUCCAUGUACGUAGCUACUCACCUGAUUGGCCUCAUCAACCGAACAAGACCUUUGCCUUCAUCUCAAACCAGCCAAAUGAAAGUGAUGUCAAUAGCACACGUGCAAGCGUCCCCUUCCCGUUUGAUAUUAAGACGCUGAUCAUUGCCACUACUAUGGGCUUCAUUUCUUUCUUGGGGGUUGUCCUUUUCUGCUUGGUUCUGCUUUUCCUUUGGAGCAGGGGCAAAGGUAACACCAAACACAACAUUGAGAUAGAAUAUGUACCUCGAAAGUCUGAUGCUGGACUCUCCUCAGCAGAUGCUCCCCGUAAGUUCAACAUGAAGAUGAUCUGAGGGGGAGCAGAGGGGAAGGCAGAAUAGGGGGGUAAUAGGGGCAGAUAGUGGAAUGCACAAAGCCCAUUUUUACCCUAGAUUUUCUGCUCAGUCCUUCAAGUUCAAGCAAUCUGACAGGGAUUCUUUAAUCUUAUGUUGUUGACUCACAGACUGUCAAUUUUGGGAAUGACCUUUGCACUUUUGACCCUGUGAAUUUAACUUCCCCAAACUGCUCCAGAUCUGAAACUGCCCAUCUGGCUCAAACCCUGAUAUUUAUAUGGGAGGAUAGCAGGUGGGGUGGAUGGGUGAAAUAAGGCAACUGGAAAAUGGAGACUUUGGAACAGCCCCCGUAUGAAGGAGAAGGAAUCUGAGGGGCUCUUGGGAGGCAGAGAAAUAGUCUAAUAUUGAACUUUGUCCUCUUUAUCUUCUCCCAAUUUCAAUACCUGUGAUUUUUAUGAAAAAAAUAAAGAAGAAUAUUACUGAAAAAAUAAAAAAACUAGAAAACUCCAAAGAA